AUGAUGUACGCAACCGACUGCCUGUUUGUGAAUCCGUCACCGAUGGCGUUGAUGAGCAGCAUUCGCCACAACACCGUCCGGUGCAAUUUCUCCUUCUUGAACCGGAACCUGUGCGCGUUGGAGACGCACGACUUCGUGGCGCACUAUUUGCGCGUCGCGCCGGAGCAGAUCACGCGGUUGCAGUGGAAUGGGCAGCAGCGCUGCCUCUAUCUGCAGCUGGUGGACUUCGCCACGGCCCGGUAUUUGGUGACUGAGCACCAUCGUCGCCAUAAGUAUCCUGCAGGACGAGAAGCUCGGCGCGUCUCGAUCAGCUUCGCCGAUGCGAUCGACGAAAUCCUCUUGUACGACCUGUCGGAAUUGGUGACGGAUGAGCAGAUCCGAGUUGGGUUAAACCCAUACGGUGUAGUGGUGGGUAUCGCACACAACUCCUGGUCUACAGCACUGCCGUAUGGAGGUGUGCCCAGUGGACACCGGCUCGUGCAUAUUGUUCUGCGUCGAUCGCUUCCGGAGCUUGUGAAAAUCGGGGAUGAGGUCGCCUUUGUGGCGCAGUCCGGCCAGCAAAGGCGUUUGUACCAAAACUCCUGGAAGGCUCGCACCCAGAACUUCUUCAGGGAGCUGUUCUGCUUUGGUUGCUACGCAUAUACGCGUUAG
This is a messenger RNA of Anopheles nili, 651 nucleotides long. RefSeq lists its product as uncharacterized. The transcript has a single exon. Bases 1 to 651 code for a protein of 216 amino acids. Lineage: Eukaryota; Metazoa; Arthropoda; Insecta; Diptera; Culicidae. The record is from RefSeq and is a predicted model, not a curated record.